AGUGCUCUAAGCUGACUCAGUCCAUCACAACUGUGCGGUGCUGUAAGGUGCGUCCGUUCAAACGAUGCAGUUCAAUUACGAUGAACUUUCCUCACCGGAGUGGUUAAAUGAUGAUUAUUUCCUGCACGUUUUGUGUGAGCUAGAAUGUGAUUCGAACGUACGUCUCAUCGGUGCGUGUGUGCUCCGGCCGGGUACCAAAGCUGGCGAUCAUUUUGCAAGCGUUAUGUACCGAACGACAUUACAAUACUAUUGCACCGCGAACGUGAAGAAAACGAUCAAUCUCAUCAUGAAGAUUAAGCCGGAUACAGAUGGGUUCAAGAAAGAUCUGCUUGAUGGUGACGAUUUUUUUGGCAAGGAAUUCCGGAUGUACACGGAAGUGCUGCCUCAAAUGGCUGCACUAAUGCGAAGCAUUGGUGAGGAGUAUCAAUAUCCCAAAUUGGUGUUCGCAUCUCACGAGCCUCAUACGAUAAUUAUUCUGGAGGAUGUGAGCUCACAGGGAUGGACAAUGGAAGGGUUGAUAAAAAGUUUUUCCGAAUUGGAGCCAACCAUUGAUGCAAUUGCCAAGUUCCAUGCAGCCUCUGUCGUACUACAAGAGAAGGAUCCUACCUUUGCGUCCCAGUAUCAGUGCACCAUUGCGAAAAUAUUAUGCUCGAUGCGAGGUAUGACGGACGGCUGCUUUCGUUCAUUUAUCUCCUUUCUUAGUGAGACGGUGGAGCUUCAAGAGUUUGUCGCCCCGGUAGAACAUUUUCACGCCAAGAUCGAUGACAUUUUGCAAGCGGCAUAUGCACCUAGUGAAACGUUUGCCAAUGUGUUGAUACACGGUGAUUUUCAUUUUAAAAAUUUGCUUCACCUACAGUCCGGUGGCAAAAUCGUCGAUACAAUUUUUGUGGACUAUCAGAUGUGCAGCUGGUGCUCGCCGGUGGUCGAUUUGUACUACCUUACCUACAUGAUACCGGAGCAAUCGGUAAAAAACGCUCAUCGUGAUGAGAUCAUUUAUCGUUACUAUGAAAAGUUUGCCAGUCUGCUUCGACGGUUGAACUAUCGUGGUCGUGUUCCGUCAUUAUCUGAGUUGCAGGUUGAGCUGCUAAGGAAAACAGAAUUGGAACUCUACCAUUAUAUUGUGUUUUCUGCCUUCCGGCAUACCGAUUUGUCGAAGGUGGACUCCGAAGCAUUCUUUCUAGGACGCACAGACAAUCCGGCAUUGAAAAUGGAAGAGUUUAAAGAAACGAUGAAGACCGAAUUAAGGAGAUUUCUAUACCAUGGUAUAAUAGAAAAUUAGAGAAUAAAUCAAGAAGUUUGUAUUAGUGAUGUGCUGUAUGGAGCGCACCCACGACUCCGAUCUGACUCCGACUAUUGUUAGUUCGAUUCCGACUCCGGC
Messenger RNA from Anopheles merus, 1378 nucleotides. RefSeq lists its product as uncharacterized. The record is from RefSeq and is a predicted model, not a curated record. The transcript is spliced from 4 exons. Lineage: Eukaryota; Metazoa; Arthropoda; Insecta; Diptera; Culicidae. The coding region runs from base 65 to 1279 and encodes 404 amino acids.